Molecule: messenger RNA, 11263 nt
Organism: Diabrotica virgifera virgifera (western corn rootworm)
Lineage: Eukaryota; Metazoa; Arthropoda; Insecta; Coleoptera; Chrysomelidae
Gene: Nipped-B
Product: nipped-B-like protein B
Exons: 22
Coding region: 671-7102 (2143 amino acids)
Biological process (GO): regulation of gene expression; replication-born double-strand break repair via sister chromatid exchange; establishment of protein localization to chromatin
Cellular component (GO): Scc2-Scc4 cohesin loading complex
Molecular function (GO): chromatin binding
Source: RefSeq, a predicted model, not a curated record
UAGUGAAUGAAAUAUCUUGAGUUUGUCGUUUGCCUCCCCAAUCAACUGUCUGUUUAGAAAGAAAGUCGCCAUUCGUUUGCAUUAAUUAGAAGAAUAAAAUGAUUGUUAUAAACAUGUGAAACAGAUACAAUGGGUUAAUCACUAAACAGUUAAUUAAUACAUUAAUUUCUUAUACGAAGUGCAACACAAAUCUCAAGAGAUAUUUAUAAUCCUAGCAAACGCUUCCAAAACAAACUCGGCCACUUUAAUAAUGCAACCAAGUUUAGGACAUAUUUAUAAGAAGAGUUGAUUAUUUAUAUAUGGAAUUAGCUGCCAAAUACACCUAAAAUGCAGAAAAAGUGCAAUUUAUUUGUUUUUUAAGUUCUUUAUUGUCAAUUGUCAGCUACAAUGUUGUUGACAGUUAUGUCACUUACAAUUGUUUUCCUACAGAAAAGAGGGUUUAUUUUGUUUAUUUCUUCAGUUUAAAAGCUUAAAACAUACAUUAUAUUGGUGUACAUUCAUUUAUGGUGUAAGAGUUGUGUUUUAGGUAGCCCAAGACCAUUGAAUUUCAGGUAUUAUGAACUCUACAAGAAGCAAAUUUAGCUUUACUUGAGUGACAUCAAUUUCUAUUUAAUAUGAAUAAUAUCAAUACUUAAAUAUGGUUUUUGGGUAAAGUCAAUAAAUUGUGGAGAUGGAUCCAGGAGUCCCAAGUGUACCCAUCACCACAUUGGCCGGUGUAGCAAGUCUCACGGACUUGCUUCCCGAAAUGCCCCUGCCAACACCGUCACCACAGACACUAAGUAAUAAGUCAUUACUGUUUCAUCCUCGAGUUGCAGAGGAAGCUCAGAAUUUACUUGGUGUCCGGGAUGAAGUAUUGGUACCCCAAUUGGUUCAGUCUUUAGAAAAGACCUCAGCUGAACAUAUUGAAGUAAAAGACAUGUAUGCUGGAGCUGAUUCUAGACUGGAACAACAAAAAUCAAUGCCAGAGUUGCUAAGAGCUCUUCUAGAUGCAAAUCCCAACAUUUUCAGUGGAAAAUCACAACCUUCCCAAGUGCUGCAUCAAAUGCAACUGACCAUGAUUCAGAAUCAGCAUCAUUUACAACAACCACAACAUCAUCAACAACAGGUUCAGCCUCAAAAUCAACCUCAGCAGCAGCAACAACAAAAAGUAGAACAAACAAUAAACCAAACCCAAGUGCAACCGCAAUGGAAUCAUACAGGCCAACCUACUAUCCAGGUUCGAGGAAAAGAGCCUGACAAGAAAAGUACAUCUCAGAUGACCAAGGUAUUAGACCAAGAACAUCCAGUAAUAAAUUCAGCAAUAACUACUCAGGGCGUUAAUCCACAAACUACAAAUGUAUUAAAUUCUACGAGUUCAUCAAGUUCUACAAAUGUGGUGAACUCGAAUAAUGCAUUGACAACUAUACUGAGCUCAAAUUCACAAAGUUCUAAUCAAAGUACAACUUCUUUGGGCAGUUCAGAUUCUAGUAAUAGUUCUAGUUUGACUGCAUUAUCAGCAUCAAGUACAUCUCAACAAAGUGUACCCAAUGUUCAACCGCUCGCGUCUGCAGCGCCAAGUGACACGAACACAGGUACAGUUACUGUGAAAACCAAACCCAUGCCAGACCAAAAAGAUGUUAGUAUCCCGUCCCUUCCAGAACAAACUGCAGAUUCUGUAUCACUCCAAACAACACCCUCUGUUAACAAUUGUAAUAACAGUCGAUUGACAGAAAGCAAACCUUCAACCCAAACAUCAACUAGUGAGCUUAGACAAUUAAGGAGAAAUCCUGCAAGGGGCCAACAAACAGAUGCAAAAAAUUCAACAAAGACUGAUAUACCUCAAAAAAUUCCAGUAACGCUGCUAAAGCAAAAUUCCACUAUAGCUACCGAAACAAAAGUGCAAACAGAUCCAAUAGACAGUGUAAAAGACGUACCACAGGAGGUAACUGACGAUAAAGUAAUAAAGGAGGAAAAUAAACCUAAAAUUGAAACUAAAGUGGAAGUAGAAGAGCCACCAAAAAGCUUACCCAGUGAUAUAACCAUUAAACAACCAGUUAUAAAAUUGAGUAGGCUAUCCGAAGAAGAUCAAAUGCUUUUACAGAAAAGUCUUAGGGAAUUUAUAGAAGUUAAACCCAAAUUAGCCAAAGAUCUGGGUAUUGAACUCAGUGACAUCAAAGAUAACUCCGAAUCUGACGAGGAUUUGGAUAGUAGACGGAAACGGCAUAAUAGAAAACGUCCAGCAUCAGGGAAUCUCAGUGAUGAUGAUUAUCAACCGGAUACAUUUACUGCUUUAGUAGGAAAACGACGAAAAGUAGUAAAAGAAGAAGCACCGGAACCUGUUCUUGUUAAACCAAAACUUCGAAGAGUCGAGAAGAAAUUUGUUCCAGUUUUAGAAAAGUUAUCUCAGGAAGAAUUGAUGGAAACCAACACAUACCAUAAAUUUAAUAAAUCGAUAGAACAUGUUUUGAGAUCAGGGGAAGAUAUUGAUGUUGCUGAUAUAGGUGAAGACGGUAUGAUCCAGGAGGAAUAUCUUUUAGGUAGAAGUAUAAUGCAAGAGUUGUGUACUGAAGCAGCUAAAUUAAAAAUACUUGGUGCAAUGGAAAUGAUACCAACGGAAAAGCUGACUAGACUGCUAAAUAUAUUGGAAUUAAAUAUUAGAGGAGGGGACAGGGUAUCACCAAUAUCUGAUGAAGACAAUGAAAGUAUUCGGCAGUUAUGGCUUGAGACAGCAAUGGAACGGGUAAUGGGUGCAGCAGACGCUUGCUUGGUGUGUAUGUAUAUAAUGACAUCAAGAAAUAUGUCAAAACGUGUUUACCUCGAAGAAGUUAUAGACAGGGUAGUACUUUACAUUAAAUACCAACUUCACAAUACGAUAUUUCCUUCAUUCGAUUCAACAUAUAGAUUAGACAACAAAAAGAAGGAUGGCCGCCGAAAGAAAAACACCCAGGUUUCGGAAAAGGGCAUCCUAGUGUUGUAUACAAAGAUUUCAGAACUGGUAAAUCUAUUAGCAGAACUAUUAAAUAUACAAAUUUUGACCGAUACUUCUGUGCUUCAUGCUUCCUCCAUGGGUGUUUCACCAUUUUUUGCUGAAAAUGUUAGUGAGCUUCAAUUAGCUUGUCUGAAACUUGUCACAACGAUCUUUACAAAAUAUGAAACACAUCGAAGGCUGUUAUUAGAUGACAUAUUAGCUUCUAUUGCCCGUCUUCCUAGUACAAAACGUAGCUUAAGAACUUAUAGGUUAAAUAGUGAAGAACACAUACAGAUGUUAACUGCUCUAGUUCUACAACUUAUACAAUGCGUAGUGGCAUUACCAGAUAAUUUUCUACAAAAGGAAGGUAGAGACAAAAGUAAUGACAAAGUACCAUCAAAAGUCGAUACAGAUAUCCUUAUUUGCAAUAAAUAUGAAAAAGCGACAUCAACUGCAGGAACAUUCCUUACAGUUUUUCUUAACAAAUGUGGAAAUAAACAAGAAGAUAUCGAUUACCGGCCUCUCUUUGAGAAUUUCGUGCAGGAUUUGCUAUCAACUGUGAAUAAACCUGAAUGGCCAGCUACUGAACUUUUACUUUGUCUAUUGGGAAAGAUGCUGGUCAAAAAUUUCUCAAAUAAAGGAACGGACAUGUCUCUCAGGGUAGCCAGUUUAGAUUAUUUAGGGGUUGUUGCCGCGAAGCUGAGGAAAGAUAGUGUUUUGUCCAGAUGUAAACUCAAUACAAUUGAUCAGAUGAUUAAAGAUAUUAAGCAAGAGGAACAAAAAGACAGUGACGAGAAAUCUAGUAAGAAUAAGAAAAAGAAUAAUGUUGUCACCAAUGAUCAUGAGCGUGCGCAAUUUCUCCAGCGGGUUUUACUGGAUUUUCUCGCCGUAAAUGCUCAAAAUGAUGAAGCUUACAAAUAUGCAAGGCACUUUUAUAUAGCUCAGUGGUACAAGGAGGCCGUCUCUGAGAAGGCUCAAUUGGCUAUGGGCGACAAGAAAAAUAACAGUUCUAGAGAACAUAACCACCGGUCGAAGAGGUACAGAGAUGAAGAAAAUGAGUCUGAAGAAGAAACGGAAAAGGAAAAGAAAAGUUCAGAGCAGGAAAAUACAGAAAGAUUUGCACAAAUAGACGAGAAAAAGAAAUUCCUUUUAAGUAAAAUAAAGCCGUUCCAAGAGACGAUAUCGUCAGGGAACCGAGUCCAAGUUUUCCAAACCUACAUUGACUAUAGCAGUGCAGAACUGAUUGCACAAUUUCUUGCUUCCAAGAGAUAUUUUUCUCAGAGCUUCGACCAAUAUCUAAAAGCCAUUUUGAUAGUGUUGAAAGAAACUUCGAUUGCCAUUAGAACAAAGGCAAUGAAAUGUCUUACCAUGAUAGUUGAGGCAGAUCCAUCGGUUCUGGGAAGACAUGAUAUGCAGAUGGGUGUAAACCAUUCAUUUCUUGAUCACUCUACGUCCGUAAGGGAGGCAGCUGUAGAUUUAGUAGGCAAAUUCGUGCUUAGUCGUCCAGAGUUAAUAAGCACCUAUUAUGAAAUGCUGUCAGCUCGAAUAUUAGAUACAGGUGUUAGCGUAAGGAAGCGUGUAAUCAAAAUAUUAAAAGAUAUAUGCAUAGAGUGCCCUGAAUUUCCAAAAAUUCCAGAAAUUUGUGUAAAAAUGAUUCGGAGAGUAAAUGAUGAAGAAGGUAUCAAGAAAUUGGUUAUGGAAGUGUUUCAGAACAUGUGGUUUACUCCGACGAAAGAUUCCUCAUUACUAAGAAAGGUCAUGAACAUUACCGAUGUUGUUGCUUCAUCAAAAGAAAUUGGUUUAGAGUGGUUUGAGCAACUUCUUGUUAGUUUAUUUAAACCAAAAGAAGAUAAAGAUGAUUCAACAAAAGUUCAGACAGAGCCUCCUAAAGCUCUCUUGUUAGCUUGUAGGCAAAUUGUCGAUUGUUUAAUAGAAAAUGUACUUAGUCUAGAAGAAAAUACAGAUAACAGUGGUUCAUCACAAAGACUUGUAGCCUGCUUAACAACUCUACAUCUUUUUGCAAAAAUUAGGCCUCAAUUGCUAGUCAAACAUGCUAGUACCCUUCAGCCCUAUCUAGGUUUAAAAUGCCAAUCAACUGGUGAUAUUCAAAUAAUAAGCAGUGUCGCCAGAAUGCUUGAAUUAGUAGUUCCUCUUAUGGAGCAUCCUAGUGACUCAUUUUUAGCCCAGCUAGAAGAAGAUGCUAUGAAGCUUGUGUUACAACAUGAUAGACCUAUAGUAAGCAGUUGCUUGUCUUGUUUGGGUUCUAUUAUCAACAAAGUUACUCAUAAUUACAAGCUGAUCAGGGACUGUUUUAACAAGUUUUAUGAGUAUUUAAUCAGAUAUAAAAAUUGGGUAGAUAUGGAUUAUAGUACUCACCAGGAGGUAAAAUAUAAAGCUGUUUUUAGGAGAUCUUUGUUUAUAGUGGGACUCUUGCUGAGGCACUUUGAUUUCAAGGAUCCUGAGGUGUUAGGUGAUUUAUCGCCCGACAUCAAGGAUGUAGUAUAUCAAACCAUGACAUUUUUUCUCCAAAGAGACGAUAUUGAUAUACAGGUGAAUACCUUGAAAGCAAUUGGAAGUGUCUGCAUUAGGCAUUACGAAUUUAUGUUGGAAAAUGAACUCAAGAUGUUUUAUCAUAAACAGCUUACGUCAGAGGAUGCUCCAUUGAAAAUGAAAGUGGAAGUUUUGAUUAACAUUGAAAACUAUCUAGUGGAAGAAGAAAAUAGAAUGAUACAGCAGGAUUUGGAAUGGAAUAAAAGGUCUAAGGAAGAGAAUUUGAAAGAGAUGGGCGAUGUGUCUUCCGGAAUGGCUAGUACAGUGAUUCAGCUCUACCUCAAAGAAAUUAUGCAAUCGUAUCUACAUCACAGCCUGCAAGUUCGACAGCCAGCCCUUAGAGUGAUUCAAUUAGUUUUACAGCAGGGUUUAGUUCACCCUGUGCAAAUAGUGCCCUAUUUAAUAUGUAUGAGUACAGAUUGUGAAAAGGUUGUGUCGCAUAGUGCAGAUAAACAGUUACUGGACAUCGAGAAGAAAUAUCCAGGUUUUAUACAUACCAAGUCAUCAUUGGGUAUACGAUUGUCUUAUCAACUACAGAAGAUCUUGCAAGGUGAUAGCAUUGUUCGAGGGUCGGGUGUGAAAGAACAAGGAGAAUAUCCAUCGGCGUUGAAUGGCUAUCUGUACUCAAUACUGCGUAGUUCAAGACAACAAAGACGUGCCUUAAUACUUAAUAUUUUAAAACAGUUCGAUGAGCAAGCUCGCACCACAUUAUCCUACAUGUUGUACCUGGCCGAUAAUAUGGCGUAUUUCCCGUAUCAAGUUCAGGAUGAGCCCUUGUUUAUCGUGCAUCAUAUUGAUAUUAUGAUCUCAGUCUCUGGAACAAAUUUGUUGCAGAAUUUUAGAGAUGAUUUAAUUGCUGUUGAGGGUCAAAGUAAAAUUAUUGAUAGUGAAAAUGGUGAGCCAGUAAAUAUGGUGUCUGCUCUUGACGAGGAUGAUGAUGAUGAAGAGAAUCUGUUAAGUCGUGUACCUGAAGAUACAAGCCAACUGCAGGCAUGUAUUACAGCCGCUCAAGGAUGUUUACUUCUUCUUAUGUUAAAACAACAUAUUAAAGAUAUAUAUGGACUUAGUGAUGGGAAAAUUCAACAGUAUUCUCCAUCAGAAGCUGCGAAGGUUUAUGAAAAAGCUAUUCAACGCAGAUCGAAUGCACUCUUCAACCCAAAAGCGACGGUACAUAAAUUGAAACAGGGCAAACCUUCGGAGUAUUUGGAUGUGGAUGGCAGAAGAGAUCUCAUACGACAGUACAUAGACUUCAAACAGUUGAUGCUACAACUAGAUCCUGACGAUCCCGAUGAUGACGAGAAUGCUCCAAAAUUACUUACUGCACUAGCUAAUGCACAAACAACUCCUCAAGCCAAUUCGGGGGCUCCAUCAUCGAUACUGACGGAGGCAGACCAAGUAGUACUCGAUAAUUAUAAGGACCCGCCAAAAGUGCCCAAAUUGGUGAUAUCUAACCGACGGUUCGAUAGUGAUACGAAACGCACUCCGCGGACUCCAAAAGCGGAAAAAGUGAAAAAACACAGACAUAAAAAGAAGCGAAGAAAGUUCGCGAGUUCAUCGGGAGACGAGAGUGAAAACGACUAUAGUGAUCCAGACUUUAUGGCCUAGCUAUGCGCCCAAAUGAGCAGGUUGCACUGCUCAGACUGUAUAGUGACUAAUAGUUGAUCGUUUUCGAUGAACUUUUAAUAUACUAAUUGGCAAACGAAUUACAAGCCAGAAAGUCAAAAAGUACUUGUACCGUUUUUUGAUAGUUUUUCUAUUAUUAUUGGAAAAAUCGAUAAUUUACAUUCCUGUAAUAAAAGUAAGCGAAUAGAAAAAUCGUUAGGAGUAUUUUUCCGUAGUCUAAAUGUGGCCGAUUGGUGUAUUAACGUUUGUCAUUUAAUAUUAAAGAUUGAUUUUAUAAACUCAAAAUGACGUGGGAGGAAAUUUUUGUAUGAUGUAGUAUGAAGCACAUGUAAAUGUAAAUGAACUGUAAACAUUCGAUAAAAAGGUGAUUUGUUUAAACUUUUCGUUUUCAGUUCGCUUUACAAAUAUCCUCGCAUCUUUUUAUUAUAAAUAUGAUAGAGAACUAUAUUGUAUGCGUGGAUCUCUGUGAUCUUUUUGUAUAGAUUUCAAAAUAUUUUUUUUAGAAUAAAAUCAGGGGAUUAUAUGCGAUAUCAGUUCUUGAAAACAUUAAAUGGUACUCUUAAUUUUCACCUUACUAAAACAGCAGAAAGGAAAUAUUAAACAUUAUAAAUAGAAAAAUUUUAUAAAUAAUAUUAAUUAACUAAUAAAUCGAACUGGAGGCUAGCAGUUAUAUUAGUGUCCUAUAAUUUAUUUUCAAAUUAAGUACAUAUAGUUGCUUAUACAGAUUCACAAGUAUCAGCAUACAUAUUAUUUAUACUUUUACUUCGAAUUUUUUUACUUGAAAGUCUCUCAUUUCUCAAGUACAGAAUAGAGAGGUGUGUACAGUCUGACCAAAUUCACUUUGUAUUUGAAAUUUGGAUGCGCACUGGUGUUGACGUUCGGUUUUUCCAAAUUUUCUGAAUUUUAUAAAUAUGAAUGGAUUGCAUGUAUGAGUCCAUACUAAAUAAGUAGUGAAAUAAAAGAUGUUCUCACAAUCAAUUUAUUUACAUAGAAUGACCAGUUUCGCGAUCUAUACUUUGCACAGCAUCUUCAUGUCCGGUUAAAAGCCACAAAUGGCUAAACCCGGUUACCUGCUACAAAUAACAAAAAUCAGAAUUAUUUAAGCUGUCUGGUGUUUAUCAAAGAAUAAUCAUCAAGCCAAUAUUAAAAGUAUAUACAUAUCAGUGUUGCCAACCGCAUUUCUAGAUUAUCCGAUGAUCGCUCGAAAAAGAUCCGAUUUGUCACGAAAAGAUACGCUCAUAGGCGUAACCAGGUGGGUUGGGGAUUAUAACCCCACCCCCCUCCCAUUUGGAUGUACUUUGAGCUCUCUACGUUAACACCAUUACUAUUCCAUACCUCUCAGAGGGGCGUGACCGAAAAUAGUGACAACUCUACCUUAUCGAUAAUAGUCUACGAGAAGUGCAGGGUAAAUUGAAGAUGGAAUUAAAAAAAAAAUUAUGUCUUUAUACUCACUUUAUAUUGCUCAAAAAGAUACAGGAUCUGGAGUUCAAUGCAUAUUUUUUUAUAAUUCUCGUAUCAAAGUUGCGCGUGAAGUUAGGCGUGUUAAUGACAGUAGCGAUAUUGGGGUCCAGUAGUUGUAACCCCCCCUUAGGAUCAUCUCGCAGAGACCAUCCAGUAGUUGUAACCCCUCUUAGGAUCAUCCUGGUUUCUUUUAUCUUUUUUUUUAUAUUGAAUACAUUACUGAAAACCCUUUGUACAAUCUACAUUAGCGUUUGAAAUUGGUAGAACGAAUAGCAAUGAAAAUACUUUUUUUAAAUUAGGAAAAAUAUAUGUUGGCUUCAUUUUUUAAUUUGACCAUUUAUCCAUUAUAAGAAAGUAUUUUCACAAACCAAAACUUAUUUCAACAGACGUUUACUUAAGCAUUGCACUACAUAAAAGAAAAAUAAAACUAAAUCGUGCAAUAGCUACCACAGACUAAAAACCCAUAAAUAAAAUCGGACGGCAGAAUCCCUGUUUUUGAAAUUUGAAUUUGAUCAAUAUGCCUUAGUGGAAACAUUUGUGCAUUCAAAUUCUAAACAAGACAAUUCGCACAGGUCCCUUUUGUCCCUUCUUAUCUAUCCCUACUUAGAUAAUUACCAUGAAAAGUAUCGGAUGUCGCUAACAUUCAUCCAAUUAUAGGCUAUUUAUAUAAAUUUGGGUGGAACCAAAAAAAAUAAUUAAUAUGUUGUUAGGAAUAUAUGGAUGAGAAACGGAUUUUUUAAGUUUAUUUUUGUUAUUAGUCGGUCGUAGUAGAUUAGUAAAUAUACUGAAAAAUAUACGCAAAUAUCCGAUUUAUUUAAAGAUACGAAGAAGAUACGACAACGCUCAAAAAGAUACGCAAAUCGGAUAAUUAUACGCCGAUUGGCAACACUGAUACAUAUAUAAACACACAAAUGCAUGCACACAUACGAGUAUAACCCUCAUAUGGACACACAUAUCCAUAAGCAGUGGUAACAAUGUAUAAGUUAAAUACUUACAUUCCGGUAUAAGGGAUGAUUUUAGUAGUAAACACUGUCAUACUUUUGCUCAGUUAUUGCUAAAAGGAGGGUGGGUGGCUAGGAUGGAUUUAUCUGCAUUUAACUAAUAAGUUGGCUGGAUCUUGAGGGGACGUGGUAAUAAGGACCAACACGACAUUAAACCAAAGUGAUUGUUAGUUUGUGUGAUUGUGUAACAAGUAAAGUGACAGUAAACAGUGUCAGUGUUUACUACUAAAAUCAUCCCUUAUACCGAAAUGUAAGUAUUUAACUUAUGUGUUUUGUUAUCACUGCAUAUGGAUAUGUAUAUGUGUGUGCAUAUGAGGGUUAUACUCGUAUAUGUGCAUGCAGUUGUGUGUUGAUACAUAUACUUUUAAUAUUGGCUUGAUCAUUAUUCUUUAAUACACACCAGACAGCUUAACUAAUUCUGGUUUUUGUUAUUGUAGCAUGUAAUUUACUUUUAACCGGGACCUGAAGAUGCUGUGCAAAGUAUAGAUAGCGAAACCGGUCAUCCUAUGUAAAUAAAUUGAUUGUGAGAACGUCUUUUAUUUUAUUACUUAUUUCUGAAUUUUAUUUUGGUAACAUCUCGCCAAGUAAAUACCUGCACGGCAACCAGAUCAAAUUCAGAAAAUGCGGAAAACCCGAACGUCAACAACUGCGCAUCCAAAUCUCAAAUACAAAGUGAAUUUGGUCAGACUGUACUUGUACCAUAAAAUGUAUCCCGAUUGCCGGUACUUAGGUGCUUUAAUGUUGAAAGCCAACGUUUCAGUAAAAAAGGCUGGGAAAGGUGUCAGAUAGGCAAUCUCUAAACAAAUGAAGUUAAUUUUGUUCGGUUCUAAAGACUUGAACAAUAAAAGAUUUAGUUUUAUUCCAUUCAGUAUUCUGUAGAUAUAAUUGGUAUACAUAAUUAUUUUAUGCUUUAGGCUGUGUUUUCCCAACAACUGUCUUACCUUUAUUUUAUUAACGUACGUACAAAACGAAUUUUUAGAUUAAUUUAUAGUAAUAAUUUGUGAUUUCUCUUAAUGACGUGUUGGUACUGAGAACUGUAUAAUUAGCUGUCAUGUAGAAUUUAACGAAAAGAGCUCAAAAGACAAAAUAAAGCGAAUGAUUAUUUAUGAAACUUAAUAAUAAGUAGCACAGAUGCCAUGAAUGACUUUGGAAUAAUUAUAUACGGACGAAAUAUGGUCGAGAUCUUCUCGUUUUGGUUUAUACAUAUUUUUUCUGUUUUUUUCAUUUACUUUUGACUUGCCUGUUUCAAAUGCAUCAUUAAAUAAAAGUUCAUCUAUUGCCCUACUUGCUGUUCCAGUUACGUUUUGAUUCUUCAUCGUAUAAUAUAUCUUUUGAGGAUCUCAAUUGGAUUACCUAGACCUAGAUAAUUGUAAUUAUAGAAUUUUUCAAUAUUACAAUUUUCUAACGAAUUGUAACUAAUAGAUUUUUAAAAAGCAAAGACAUUUUUUAAAUUUAAUAACAUAUCGUUACAUUUUGAAAAUAGGCCUGAAAAAAGAUUCUGUAAAAAUUUAAAUCAAGUUGUGAGUCUGUCAGACACUCAUUUUAUUUCGCAUGUAUUGUAUAUUUGACAUUCUUACCAUAGGCUGCCACAUGCUGAUUAAUUAUUUAUAUUCUUAGUCAAUUUCAGUUAACUUAAGUUGUAUAUUUAUUACUUUGUAUAAUAUAUUAGUGAAAAUUUUAA